UAACUUUAACUUUUUUGAUUUGAUCAAAAGAAAAAAGAAUAAUAAAAUAAUUGAAUUGAACGGCGAGAGGAGGGUAAAGAUUGAAGAGGCGAGGAGAAGAAGAGGUUUUUGAAUUGAAAGCAGAAAAGAAGACAUCGUCAUCUCAUCAUGAGCAACGAAUACGAUUACCUCUUUAAGCUUCUUAUCAUCGGUGACUCCUCCGUCGGAAAAUCUUGCUUGCUUCUCCGAUUCGCCGAUGACUCUUAUGUCGACAGCUACAUUAGCACCAUCGGCGUCGAUUUUAAAAUCAGAACGGUUGAACUUGAAGGCAAAACCGUCAAACUCCAAAUUUGGGAUACGGCGGGACAAGAGCGAUUCAGGACUAUAACAAGCAGUUAUUAUCGAGGAGCACACGGAAUCAUUAUUGUUUAUGAUGUUACUGAUUUGGAAAGUUUCAACAAUGUUAAGCAGUGGUUACAUGAAAUUGAUAGGUAUGCCAAUGACAGUGUGUGCAAGCUUCUUGUCGGGAAUAAAUGUGAUCUAGUCGAUAACAAGGUUGUUCACACAGAGACUGCCAAGGCUUUUGCAGACGAGCUCGGUAUUCCUUUCCUUGAGACAAGUGCUAAAGACUCGAUCAAUGUGGAACAAGCUUUCUUAACUAUGGCAGCCGAGAUUAAGAAGAAGAUGGGAAGCCAACCAAGUGGAAGCAAGUCAGCUGACUCUGUUCAGAUGAAGGGGCAACCAAUCCCACAGAAUAACAACUGUUGUGGUUAGGUUGAACUUGUAAAUUGUCAUCUCUUUUUUAACUCUUACGGUAAAAUAGAGAGGCCCUGUUUCUAUAAUCUGUUAUGACAUGAAUAUGUUUUAGACACUGCUAAAAAAACCAUUUAUUAACUCUUAUGGAUAAUAUAGCUGUGACUCUUAUGGUGA
Molecule: messenger RNA, 909 nt
Organism: Vicia villosa (hairy vetch)
Lineage: Eukaryota; Viridiplantae; Streptophyta; Magnoliopsida; Fabales; Fabaceae
Product: ras-related protein RABD1
Exons: 8
Coding region: 148-753 (201 amino acids)
Molecular function (GO): GTP binding; GTPase activity
Source: RefSeq, a predicted model, not a curated record